AUUCGUUUGAUCAUGGCGCAUCGUAUAGUGACACAGGUGCUCGUCACCGGCGCAAGGGUGUUUGGACGAGCUUUUGCAGAGGCAUAUAAGCAAGCAUCAGCGUCGCAGAAAUUCGCCCAACAGAACCAAACCUCCGCGAACACCCUAUCCUCAGCUGGCCUUACGUUAGACGAAGCCUGCAAGAUAUUAAACGUACCGCCUCCAAAGGCCGGGCAAGCAGAUUUAGGUCGCGUCCACGAUCGCUUCAAACACCUGUUUGAUAUGAACGAUCCGAAGAAAGGCGGGUCUUUUUACUUGCAGAGUAAAGUCUUGCGAGCACGGGAGCGUUUGGAGAUGGAGGUACGUGAAGCGCAAGAGGCGGCGGAGCGCGAACAAGAGAUCCGAGAAGGAUGGAAGCCGAAGUUGUACAGAGAUUGAUGCGAGAUCAUGCGAAAACCACCGAGUGGCGAAGCAGGAGCAAGCAGUGAACAAGCACCACCGAGCAGUUGACGACUGGCGCAAAUUAUAUAUACCCAUAUGAUCUGAUGGCAUCGCGAGGCGUUUGGGACGUGGAGCAUUAGCAUUGAAAACGGGCAUGAAGAGUCAGUAAGAGCAUGAUUGGAAUUGCGGAUUCGAAAUGACCUUGAUAAAAUCUCCGCUCUGGCAGCAACGUGCUCUCGAAGCGCAGGGCAGGGCAGUGCCCAGACUUCAGGCGUGAAAGGCUGAGAAGAGCUGUAUUGAUAUGGAGAUAGAAAGAGGCCGAUGUAUAGGGGUUGAUACCCGUUUCGAGCAAUCAGCACCUCGUCCAAAG
Molecule: messenger RNA, 790 nt
Organism: Pseudocercospora fijiensis CIRAD86
Lineage: Eukaryota; Fungi; Ascomycota; Dothideomycetes; Mycosphaerellales; Mycosphaerellaceae
Exons: 5
Coding region: 13-417 (134 amino acids)
Biological process (GO): protein import into mitochondrial matrix
Cellular component (GO): TIM23 mitochondrial import inner membrane translocase complex
Source: RefSeq, a predicted model, not a curated record